CUCCCUGAACUCCCUAUUGCUGCCUCUCAAGCGACUGUCGAAGCUACAGACUUCCUUCGUCCAGACGAUGACGUCAAGCACGUACUAAUCACCAUUUCCGAGAAGCUUCUUGAGCAUUAUGACCGGAGUACGAUGUGGAAGGCUACAGACGAUGAUCCAGACAUUGUUUCACUGAAAACACUUAAUGAUAGACUCUACGACGGCAAACUAGUCCUUAGUCCGGUGAAAGCACGAAAUUGCGAUAAAGUUAGGAUCCGAGCCGCAGUCCACCAUCGCAUCUCCAAACUACCGCAUCGCCGUCCACUUGAAGACUUCGAGGACCUCUAUUACGCCGCACUCCAGAAGAUCAAGGAUAUGCACCAACAUAUCAAGCUCCGCAUCGACAACAACUUCAAUCAGACGGCCGACCCCCUCUAUGUCGGCGGCCCAUCCAUUUCCGAGUUCGAGUACUUGCUGUUUGGUUGUUGGGCCAUUUUGAACGACACCGCCCUUGUAAAGACUCUAGACAAUGCAAUUCAGCGCUCUCGCGUCAGAUCACUUCAUCUAGACAUCGUCGAGAAGGUUCGGAAGAAAGAGCUCAAUCCAGACGCUGCAAAUGAUCUCAUUGCAGACCUCUACAAUCUAGAAGAAUACGAGAACGUUCCGGGACUGGCCUGGAUUGGUGGCUGGUCUGCCGCGAUGAUUGGAGCUUGGCUCCAAGAGAAGUAUCGUUUUGUUUUGGAAGUAGAGUGGGAGGAGGAGAAGCGGAAGGAG
Messenger RNA from Lindgomyces ingoldianus, 753 nucleotides. RefSeq lists its product as uncharacterized. The transcript has a single exon. The record is from RefSeq and is a predicted model, not a curated record. NCBI's taxonomy places the organism in Eukaryota, Fungi, Ascomycota, Dothideomycetes, Pleosporales, Lindgomycetaceae. The annotation marks the transcript as partial.